Molecule: messenger RNA, 2144 nt
Organism: Haplochromis burtoni (Burton's mouthbrooder)
Lineage: Eukaryota; Metazoa; Chordata; Actinopteri; Cichliformes; Cichlidae
Gene: angptl2b
Product: angiopoietin-like 2b
Exons: 5
Coding region: 511-2064 (517 amino acids)
Source: RefSeq, a predicted model, not a curated record
GUGAGGCAGAAGUGAUGGAUUCAGCCCACAGGAAAGUGACAGUCCUCUCCUAACGGGCCGCGGGCAGCACACAACCUGCCUCAGACUCUCACUGUUGAUCAGGAAACUACCUCUGCCACCUGGCUGACGUUACCAGCUGUCCCUUUUUUCUCUUCACAACUUUUUUUUUUUUUUUUUGUUAAAGUGGAUCUGGGAGCAAUCUCCUUAAUGUUUGAAGAUUAGUUUCAACUUGACGUUCUGUUUGGCUACUGACAGUUUCUUUUUUCUUUUUUUAACAAUUACAACAAUAGGCUUUGAAACGCCACCUUUUCACCGGUGGAGUGGACUAAGGUGAGAAAAGGCUGAGUAACUAUAGACAGCCAGAGCGCAGAGAGGACUACGCGGGGGUGCAGGUUUCACCCUUGGGAUGACGUUCAACCAUAAGAAACUUCAGACAAAUCUGGCAGGAGGGCAAAGGAACUGAAGGAGCCUCACCUGUAUUGUGCAAUUAUCUCAGUUGGACACUAACUCAUGGAGCCCCCUUCAGUGGUCCUGCUAGGGCUCCUUCUAGUUUAUGGACUAGCCUGUGGAGUCCAGCAGACGUUGGGGAGUCGCUCAGACGGCAGCCGUGGCAGGGGCAGUACCCAAGAAUUUGAGAGCAGCGAGGAGGGUCUGGAAAGAGAUUUUAUCUAUGCAGGAAGGAGCAAACGUGCUCCAGCUGACCAGCAGCAGGACAAAUGUUCCUACACUUUCAUUGUACCUCAACAAAAAGUGACUGGAGCCAUCUGUGUCAACUCCAAGGAGCCAGAGGCCAUGCUGGAGAACCGGGUCAACAAACAAGAGUUAGAGCUGCUUAAUGUGGAACUACAGAAGCAGAAGAGGCAGAUCGAGACCUUGCAGCAGUUGGUCGAGGUGGAUGGGGGCAUCGUCAACGAGGUCAAGCUUCUGAGGAAAGAGAGUCGAAACAUGAACUCCAGGGUCACUCAGCUGUACAUGCAGCUGCUCCAUGAGAUCAUCAGGAAGAGAGACAAUGCGCUAGAACUGGCACAGAUGGAGAACAAGAUCCUCAACCAAACCUCUGAGAUGCAACAGCUCACCAGUCGGUACAAAGAUCUCGAGCACAAAUACCAGCACUUGGCUUCUUUAGCCACCAACCAGUCGGCUCUCAUUGCCGUGUUGGAGGAGCAGUGCCGGAGUCGACCUCCUCCUCGCCAUGUUCCCGUGCCCCAGCCCCAGCCGCGGCCUCAGCCUCCACCACAACCCUCACCCCCUAUUAACAAGCCCUACCAGCCGCCUGUAAUCCCACGCAUCAACAACCCAAUCAGCAAUGAAAUCCAGAGUGACCAAAAGUCUCUUCCACCAGUUCUUCCAACAAUGCCCACUGGUACGCACAGUCCAUCUACCACUGACAAGCCCUCUGGCCCAUUUAGAGACUGUCUGCAGGCUCUAGAAGACGGACACGCAACCAGUGGCAUGUACCUGGUGAAGCCAGAGAAUGCCAACCGACUUAUGCAAGUGUGGUGUGACCAGAGGCACGACCCAGGCGGCUGGACUGUGAUUCAGAGGAGGGUGGACGGCUCUGUCAACUUUUUCAGGAACUGGGAGACGUACAAGCAAGGUUUUGGCAAUAUUGACGGCGAGUACUGGCUGGGUCUAGAGAACAUCUACUGGCUGACUAACCAGGGAAACUACAAACUGCUGGUCACACUGGAGGACUGGUCUGGCAGAAAGGUGUUUGCGGAGUAUGCCAGCUUCAGGGUGGAGUCUGAAGCUGAUUUCUACAAGCUGAGGGUGGGCCGCUACCAUGGAAAUGCUGGAGACUCGCUGACCUGGCACAACGGCAAACAGUUCACAACACUGGACAGAGACCACGAUGUGUAUACAGGAAAUUGUGCCCAUUACCAGAAGGGAGGCUGGUGGUACAACUCCUGUGCCCAUUCUAAUCUGAAUGGAGUUUGGUACAGAGGAGGACACUACCGCAGCCGCUACCAAGAUGGAGUCUACUGGGCAGAGUUCAGAGGAGGAGCUUACUCAUUAAAGAAAGUAGUCAUGAUGAUCCGUCCAAACCCCAACACCUUCCACUGAGCAUCCGAGGAACAUAUACUAUACUGUAUGCCUCCCUAAACAAACUAUUUACAGGCCAUUAUUAUUCUUUUUUUUUUUUU